This is a messenger RNA of Xiphophorus maculatus (southern platyfish), 3351 nucleotides long. RefSeq names its product guanylyl cyclase-activating protein 1-like (gene guca1d). The transcript has 4 exons. The record is from RefSeq and is a predicted model, not a curated record. Lineage: Eukaryota; Metazoa; Chordata; Actinopteri; Cyprinodontiformes; Poeciliidae. Gene Ontology annotation, molecular function: calcium ion binding; calcium sensitive guanylate cyclase activator activity. Bases 1739 to 2308 code for a protein of 189 amino acids.
UAGUUUAUUUGAGCAGAUAAAUGAUAAAUGUUACAUGAAUCUUUGGGUUUAAUUUUUUUUUAAUUUUUUAAAAAGUGUCCUGUACUGAGCAUGCUCAGUGAGGAUUUCCCUCAGCUGGCCGAGGAGCCGUAAUCUGCGGGGACUCCUUCAUGGAAGAGCAGGAUUUUAAGCUGAAGCGUUAGCUGCCGCUGGCGGCGCCUCAAUCUGAUUCUGCUAAGCUGUUUGAUCCUCAGAUUGAGCGCUGCAGCCCGAAAUAAAAGCCAGCAGCAGCAGGAGUGGAAAAAGGCCGCCUUGCUGUCAAGAACCACCCAAGUUACCGCAACACCUCGCCGUGAUGGACGGCUGCUGCUGACAAGGCCAAAGGUCAACCAAACACCUGGACCGCACGGCCCAGGAGGCUUUGCUGCUGGAGGAACCAAUCAGAGAGAAGAGUCUGGUUGGCGGUGAAACCCUGAAGAACUAAACAGCACCAAACUCUGUAACCAAGGACCAAACAUGUAGAGCCGGGUGUCCAAAGGCCACCACAAUUUAAUAUGGUAUUAAUUUAUCCCUCUAGUGGACACUUUUAUAAUUUUUUAGCACAAGAUUUUCAGUGAGAAAAUUGAUUAUUUUAUGUAAAAUAUGUUUUUCUUUUAUUAGCUGUAUUUAAUUUUAAUUUCAUAGUAAGUAGGGUUGCAAACAUGCAGCAACUUUUUACUUAAAAAAAACAACAUUGUAGGACAUUAUUUUACUAAACUUGGUUAGUAAAAGAAACUUUUGCUGAAGAAAGUUUUCCUUUUUGUUACUGAGAAUAGUAAAAAGUUAGAAAACUGUCGACCUAUAAUUAAGACAGAAUGUUGCCACUUUGUUUCAUUAAAAUAUUGCAUAUUUAAUUUAUUGCUAAGCAUAGAAAAAAAAUCAUCAUUUUACAUUAACAUUAUUUUACAUUGUCAUUACUUUGCGUUUUAAGUUUGAAAAUCAAUAUGAUUAUUUUCUGCUGUGGGAUUCUGGCAGAGGAUGCAAAAAGUUUGGACACCCCUAAUGUAAAGGAGCUUCAACUAUUGAAAUGUUUUAUUCACAAUUCAAUAAUUACUAGUGUAAAGGUGUACUUACUUUAACGGUUAGACUAAGUACACCUGGUGUACUUACUAACAUAGAACAGGGUGUACUUACUUUGACCUCUUUCGCCUAUGUUAAAGUAAAUACACACUGUUCCAUCCAGCAUGUACUUACUUUAACCUAGAUAAAAGAGGAAAGACGUUAAAGUAAGUACACCCCAGAUGAAAGAGGGUGUACUUACUUUAGUCCCUUGUGUGGCAGCUGUAGUUGUUUCUAUGAGGCUUCAUGAGUUUAACUGGUUUUAUUGGUUUGAGCCCAUUACUGGACCUCCUUCUGGUCCAACGGAACCGGACCAGCUGACAGAACCGGAGGAUCAGUAGUUUAUUAUGGAACAGAACCGAUCAGACCUUGGGAUGAAACUUGCCCGAACCUGUUCCAGAACGGUGCCGCUGCCGGUUAUUUUCAUCCUUGCGGUUCGAACCGGGCCAGACGGUUACGUAAGCCUCGUGGUUCUAGACCCAGAUCUCGGUGUCCAGAACCGCUGGCAGCGCUGCGGCUCAUCCCAUUAGCGGGUUAUUUUCGGAGCGUCUCUGAUUCUCCAGAACCUAAGCGGGUUACACACAGAGCUGUGACUUCUGCUCUGCGGUCACGGCAGGCCGGUUCUGCCGCUCUCUGGGUCCGCGGUACCGGAGCUGCUGCCAUGGGGAACCAUGGCUCCAACCUGGACGACAUCCUGGCCGAGGACAUGCACCACUGGUACAACAAGUUCAUGAAGGAGUCUCCGUCCGGACUCAUCACGCUGUUCGAGCUCAAAGCCAUCCUCAACCUGAAGGGCAUCACGGAGUACGCCAACAGCUACGUGGAGCAGGUCUUCUUCACCUUCGACAUGGACGGGGAUGGCUAUAUUGACUUUGUGGAGUACAUCGCGGCCAUCAGCCUGCUGCUGAAGGGAGAGAUCAACCAGAAGCUGAAGUGGUACUUCAAGCUGUUCGAUCAGGACGGGAACGGGAAGAUCGAUAAGGACGAGCUGGAGACCAUCUUCACGGCCAUCCAGGACAUCACCCGGAACAGGGACAUCGACCCGGAGGAGAUUGUGACACUCAUCUAUGAGAAGAUUGACGUGAAGGGUGAAGGUGAGCUGACACUGGAGGAGUUCAUCGACGGAGCCAAGGACCACCCAGACAUUAUGGACAUGCUGCGGAACCUAAUGGACCUGACGCCGGUUCUGGAGAUCAUCGUCAAAGGCCGCCAGCCCGCUGUUGAGAACUGACCAAUCGCUGCGGCCACUCCAAAUCGACCAAUCACACGCCAGACUCUGGGAGGACUCCUAAAAUCAACCCAUCCACACCAAUCAAACCCACAGAACUUUAAAUGGAGCCCAGCAGCCGUCCAGUUCUGACCCGACUCAGGAAUAUGUCUGGGUUUUCGGAAGCUGCUGCUGUGGAUCGGACUUUCCGCCAUGAUGGAUUUCAUAUGGCCGGAUGUUUUUACCCUUCACAAAAACAUUUCUGCACUCAUCUCUGAAGAGUAUAUUUAGUAUAAAAAAAAAAAAAUCGUAAAAUAUUUUCAACAUUCCAGAUGUUCAAUAUCUGAAGGUCCAAAAUUAAAGAUGUUUUUACAAUAUUUCUUAAAUAAUGAAAACAUUUAUCAACAACCACAAAUCAAAUAUAUAAAUCUGCUUUAAAGAAAAAAACCCAUUAAUUCUACAAUUAUAAAUAUUAGGUCAAACCAUUUCCAUGUUUAGAAACUGAUCAGAGUCCGAUUUAUCUUGCGUAGUGUCAGAAGUUUAUCGGCCGGUCUGGAAUCAGUUUGUUAGCUCACCAACAGAAGCUAACUGCUGCGGCUGUCGCACACCUGAUUAAUGUUUCCCAUUCAAGGUCACAAACAUGAAGUGAUGUUUCUGAACAAAACGUCGAGUUCACUUUAACUCACGGAUAAUCGUGAAUUAUGACGGCUCAUUUUGAAGGCUAACGAGUUGCUAGCAAACAGCAUCAUCUGACUGUUUCAGAUUUGGUAUGUGAAUGUUGGCGACUGGGAGGUGAGCAGAGGGAAGUUCAGACUAAAACUGGAGCCUCAGCAGAGUCACUAGUGAAUGGUGCAUCAAGCAGGUGUCAAAGUCAAGGCCCAAGGGCCACAUCUGGCUCACCAUAGCUUUUUCUGAGGGACACGUGAACAGGACCUUCAGGAUAUUCAGGAUAACAGUUGUUAGCUUAAAUAGUCUCAUUUAAUCAAAGCAGUUUUAUCAGUUUACUCCCAGAUACUCUAGUGUUUUUUUUAUCUGCUGUCGUAGAAACUCCUGUCUAAUCAACAGAU